Molecule: messenger RNA, 1682 nt
Organism: Dermochelys coriacea (leatherback sea turtle)
Lineage: Eukaryota; Metazoa; Chordata; Testudines; Dermochelyidae
Product: E3 ubiquitin-protein ligase TRIM39-like
Molecular function (GO): zinc ion binding; protein binding
Source: RefSeq, a predicted model, not a curated record
AUGCCGCUGCAAGUGCCAAGCCUGGCCAUGCCAGGGCGCUUGCAGCUGUCAGUGUGGACAGACUGCGGCGCUUUCCCUAGUGCGCUCUCCGAAGGCUGGUUUAACCCAAAGCGCUCUACAGCUGCAAGGGUAGCCAAGCCCUCAGGCAAGGAAACUCUCUUCUCUGCAGAAGCAGCCAGGGCUGCUGCGAAUCCAGCACAACUGCUCCCAGGUGAACUGACUUGUUCAGUGUGUCUAGAUUAUUUUAAAGAUCUAGUGUAUCUAGAUUGUGGGCACAAUUUCUGCCAGGCCUGCAUCUCUCAGUGCUGGGAGGCACUGAGUAUGAACUUCUCCUGUCCUGAGUGCAGAGAAACCUUUUCCCAGAGAAACUUCAAACCAAACAGACAGCUAAGGAAUAUUGUAGAAGCUUCCAGACCACUUACACUGGAGCCAACAAAAGAACCAGAAGUUGGGAAAGUGUGUGAAAAACACCAGAAGGCUUUAGAUGUCUUCUGCCAAGAGGAUCAAACACCCAUUUGUUUGGUUUGUCAUCUGUCCCAAGAUCACAGAGAACACACUGUGGUUCCCAUAGAGGAGGCUGCCCAGAAUUACAAGAUAAGAAAUCAGGGGAUGGACCAAAUUUGGAGCCUUUUGGAGAUUUUGAGGGAAGAGAGAGAAGAUAUUCUGUCAUUUAAACUGAGUGGGGAAAAUAAAAGCCAUGAACUCUUGAAACAGCUAGAAACUGAGAAGCAGAAGAUUGUGUCUGAAUUUCAGCAACUGCGGCAGUUUUUGGAGGAACAAGAGCGACUCCAGCUGGCCCAGUUGGACGAGCUGAAUAAGGAAAUUGAAAAGGGGAGGGCUGAGUAUGUUGCCAAAUUAUCUGAGGAAAUAUCUUCUUUCAGUUCCCUGAUCAUUGAGAUGGAGCAGAAAUGCCAGCAGCCAGCGAGUGAAUUCCUGCAGGACAUCAAAGACACCUUGAGCAGAUGUGAGAGGGAGGAGUUUCAGAACCCUGUGGCCUUUUCUUCUGAACUGAAAUGGAGAAUCUGGGAAUCUUCUCAAAGAAAUGCAUCUCUGAAGACCAUAAUGAAGAAAUUCAAAGGCUUACUGUCGUCUAGACAGCAGUUGCACAAAGUGAAUGUGACUCUGGAUCCAGACACAGCCCAUCACGACCUCACCGUGUCUGUGGAUCGGAAAAGUGUGAGAUGGGGAGACGCAGGGCAGGAUCCGCCCGACAACCCUGAGAGAUUUGACUCUCUGCCCUGUGUGCUGGGCAGUGAGGGAUUCACCUCAGGGAGACAUUACUGGGAGGGGGAGGGAGUCUGUGUUGUGGGGGUGGCCAGAAAGUCUGUGAGCAGGAAGGGAUGGAUCAGCCCUAACCCCAAGGGGGGGAUCUGGGCUGUGGAGUGCAGUGAGGAUCAGUACGAGGCUCUCACGUCCCCUGUGCAGCACAUUGCCUUGUCCCCGAGCCAGGCACCCCGCAGGAUCUGGGUUUAUCUGGACUAUGAAUAGAGGUGGGUGGCGUUUUUCGAUGCUGGUAAAGGGGACCCAAUCAUCACUUUCCCACCGGCCUCUUUCGCUGGGGAGAGAAUCCACCCGUUCUUCUGGGUUGAUCUUAGUGUGCGGCUCCUCUAGCUCCCACUCGGCUGAUCUCUAUUGUUAGGAUAUAGAUAUUCAAGCCUGUCUGCCUAUACUUUAAGAAUUUA